UGCUUUGCAUCAAUCCAAGUAUUUGCCUGAUCAGAUAGAGAGAGUCCAAGAUACUGUCUCACAGCUCUGUCAUCAGCAAGGCAGACACAGAAGAGGCUGGGGUCACUAGUGAUGGACAACACUCCUCUUCUUCACAAGUCAGGAGAGAGGCUGUGAGACCCCUGCCUCUCGCAAUUAUUCAUGUGAUUCUGUUCUCACUGCCCCCCUCUCCUUCCCUCCAUCAGCAGCUUGCUCUCAGCCCUUGCCUGCCCCCCCUCUCCCUCUCUCUCUCUCUUUCUCUCUCUCCCUCUCAGUCUCUCCUCUGUUGCAUUCCUUGCCAGAAGCUCCCAGUUCCUCUCGGAUCUUGUUUUGCUGGGUUGGAGUGUACAGGACUUUAAGAUGCUGUUGGAUCCUCUAUAACGUUUCCAUGUGACAGUUCUUUUUUCUGUUUAAUAUUCUUCUUGCAAGAGCUGAAGAUUCCACCCAGGACUACCUUGGGAUAAUUUCAAGACAAAACAAUGCACAUAGUCACAUAAACAUUUUCUAUGGGAAGACUUGCGGGAUUUACCGAUAACCAACGGUUUUUGCAUUCUUGAUUGACCUAGAACGGGGAAUAAUAGAGGACUGUUAAAGUUGCAUUACCAAAAAUGAAGGACGUAUGUUUACACAGCAUUCUUCUAUUCCUGGGCUUCUUCUACAUUAGCAAUGCCACACCAACAGGAAGAAACAGCAAAACGAGGCAUGGUCGUCAUGAAAAAGGGAAGGAAGGACAAGUUUUGCAUCGGUCAAAAAGGGGGUGGGUUUGGAAUCAGUUCUUUGUAAUAGAGGAAUACACUGGACCAGAUCCUGUACUUGUUGGAAGGCUUCACUCAGAUGUCGAUUCUGGCGAUGGGAAGAUCAAGUACAUACUCUCAGGGGAAGGUGCUGGGACCAUUUUUGUUAUUGAUGACAAAUCAGGGAAUAUUCAUGCGACCAAGACCCUGGACAGAGAAGAAAGGGCUCAAUAUACAUUGAUGGCUCAAGCUGUCGAAAGGGAGACGAAUAAACCGCUGGAACCACCGUCAGAGUUCAUUGUCAAGGUCCAAGAUAUAAAUGAUAAUCCUCCAGAAUUCUUGCAUGAAAAUUACCAUGCAAAUGUUCCAGAGAUGUCCAAUGUGGGUACAUCCGUUAUUCAGGUAACAGCUUCAGAUGCAGAUGAUCCUACGUAUGGAAACAGCGCCAAGCUUGUGUACAGUAUUUUGGAAGGCCAACCAUAUUUUUCAGUGGAAGCACAAACAGGAAUUAUCCGAACAGCUCUUCCUAACAUGGACAGAGAAGCCAAGGAGGAAUAUCAUGUUGUGAUUCAAGCAAAAGAUAUGGGAGGACAUAUGGGAGGUCUCUCAGGGACAACAAAAGUGACAAUAACAUUAACAGACGUCAAUGAUAACCCACCAAAGUUUCCGCAAAGUGCAUACCCCAUGUCAAUAUCAGAGGCCGCUGUUCCUGGUGAAGAGGUGGGAAGGUUAAAAGCCAAAGACCCCGAUAUAGGAGAAAAUGGCUUAAUAAAGUACCACAUUCUAGAUGGGGAUGGCGCAGAGAUGUUUGAAAUUACCACGGAUUAUCAAACGCAAGAAGGUGUUGUAAAACUUAAAAAGGUGGUUGAUUACGAAACUAAAAAAUUCUACAAUAUGAAGGUGGAAGCUACCAAUAUCCACAUUGAUUCCCGAUUCAUGAGUAGAGGACUAUUUAAAGACACAGCCACUGUGAAGAUAUCAGUAGAAGAUGCAGAUGAGCCACCAAUAUUUUUGGAACCUAGUUAUGUUUUGGAAGUAUUUGAGAAUGAACCACCAGAAACAAUAGUUGGUAGAGUUCACGCUAAAGACCCAGAUGCUGCAAACAGCCCUAUAAGGUAUGCAAUCGAUCGGCACACUGACUUUGACAGAUAUUUCAGCAUCGACUUGCAUGAUGGUGUCAUCAGAACCACCAAGCCUUUAGAUAGAGAAGAGGGAUCCUGGCACAAUAUUUCAGUUACUGCAACAGAGCUUCACAAUCAAGCUCACGAGGCUAAAGUCCCAGUGGCAAUUAAGGUGCUGGACAGGAAUGACAAUGCUCCUGAAUUUGCAAAGCAGUAUGAAGCUUUACUGUGUGAAAAUGCUCAAAUAAAUCAGCAUUUGUUGACAAUAACAGCCAUUGAUAAAGAUGAUACAGCCAAUGGCCAACGGUUUCACUUCAGUUUUCCUCCACAUCUUGCUCAUCCAAACCAAAAUUUUACCAUAAAAGACAACCGAGACAACACAGCCAGCAUUCAUGUCGGUCGUGGAAUUUUUAGCCGUCAGAAACAAGACUUUUACCCAUUGCCCAUCGUAAUAAGUGAUGGGGGGGUCCCGUCAUUGACAAGUACGAACACCCUUUCUAUCCGCGUAUGUAGCUGCAGUGACGGAGCUGUACUGUCUUGUAAUGCUGAGCCACAAACACUUAAUGCCGGCCUCAGUACCGGAGCAUUGAUCGCCAUUCUUGCUUGCAUUGUGAUUUUAUUAGUGAUUGUGGUCUUAUUUGUAACUCUGAGAAGAGAAAAGAAAGAACCUUUAAUUGUGUUUGAAGAGGAAGACAUCCGAGAGAAUAUCAUAACAUAUGAUGAUGAAGGUGGUGGAGAAGAAGAUACAGAGGCAUUCGACAUUGCUACUCUACAGAAUCCAGAUGGGAUUAAUGGAUUUUUGCCACGUAAAGACAUAAAGCCUGAGUUCCAGUACCCACCAAGAGAACUUGGAAUUAGACCAGCUCCGAAUAGUGUUGACGUUGAUGAUUUCAUCAACACAAGGAUACACGAGGCUGAUAAUGACCCUACUGCACCUCCAUAUGAUUCCAUUCAGAUCUAUGGAUAUGAAGGGAGAGGUUCUGUUGCUGGUUCUUUAAGCUCAUUGGAGUCAGCAUCUACAGAUUCUGAUUUAGACUACGACUAUCUACAAAACUGGGGACCUCGUUUUAAGAAACUAGCAGACUUAUAUGGCUCCAAAGACACUUGUGAAGAUGAUUCUUAACAAUAAAGUUCUAAAUUUGGCCUUAAGUACUGUGUAAUGUACUCAAGUAUCCAGAGGAAACAUUAACAGGUAUUUUUUCUAAAGAAAUCGAGAAAAGGCUUCUUUAACCAUGAAAAGGUUUACAGACAGGAUUCCUUCCAAAACUCAAACUUUGCAGUGGUGGUUGAUACUGUGAGGACUCUGCAGCCUGAGUAAACGUAUCAGUUUUUUUAUUUUUUCUUAUUUUUUAUUUUAUUUUUAGAAAUAAACCACUAGUAAGACGCAGCCUAUUAAAAAAAAAGGCAAUGCAGGAACCACUCCAUGUAAAAGGGAAAAUCUUUACAGUAUGUAAAAUAUUCAUCUUUUAUUUCAAAAAAGCUUCCACAAAUUAGAAAGGAUAACAGUUUUGAGCUGUAAUAUCGCCUUAAACUAUGGACACUUUAUAUGUAGUGCAUUUUUAAACUUGAAAAAAUAUAUAUAUAUAAUCAGCCAGCUUAAACCCAUAUAAUGUAUGUACAAUAAUAUGUACAAUUAUAAUGUCUCUUGAGCAUCAGACUUGUUACCGCUGAUUCUUGUAAAUCUUUUUGCUUAUAAUCCCGUCUUAAAACUAAUACGUGCCAGAAACGCACCCGAUUUCUAUGUCAUUUUUAAUGUAUCUAUUUGUACAAUUUUAAAAUUCUUAUUUUAGUAUACAUACAAGAUAUCAGUAUUCUGACAUGUUACGGCAUCACACAUAUAUUUUAUGAACAUCGUAAUGUUGCUUUAAUAUGUGCUUCAAUAUAAGAAGCAAUCUUUGAAAUAAAAAUGACCUUUUUUA
Messenger RNA from Pelobates fuscus (common spadefoot toad), 3792 nucleotides. It is a transcript of the gene CDH11, whose product is annotated as cadherin 11. The record is from RefSeq and is a predicted model, not a curated record. Gene Ontology annotation, molecular function: cadherin binding; calcium ion binding. Gene Ontology annotation, cellular component: plasma membrane; adherens junction; catenin complex. The transcript has 12 exons. The coding region runs from base 627 to 2996 and encodes 789 amino acids. NCBI's taxonomy places the organism in Eukaryota, Metazoa, Chordata, Amphibia, Anura, Pelobatidae. Gene Ontology annotation, biological process: cell-cell junction assembly; multicellular organism development; homophilic cell-cell adhesion.